Messenger RNA from Lentinula edodes (shiitake mushroom), 1629 nucleotides. RefSeq lists its product as uncharacterized. NCBI's taxonomy places the organism in Eukaryota, Fungi, Basidiomycota, Agaricomycetes, Agaricales, Omphalotaceae. The transcript has 7 exons. The record is from RefSeq and is a predicted model, not a curated record. The coding region runs from base 1 to 1629 and encodes 542 amino acids. Gene Ontology annotation, molecular function: phospholipid binding; clathrin binding. Gene Ontology annotation, biological process: endocytosis; Golgi to endosome transport. Gene Ontology annotation, cellular component: plasma membrane; clathrin vesicle coat; endosome.
AUGGACCGACUAGAAGCGCUCGGAAGUACCCUCUCUCAAAUCACAUUGUACGACAUCAAGUCGUACUAUGAACAGGCUAAAAAUGUGGUGCUCAAUGUCAGCGAGAUAGAGGCCAAGGUCAGAGAGGCAACAAACGAUGACCCAUGGGGCGCAAGCUCGACUCUCAUGCAGGAUAUAGCAAGUCGUACAUUCAACUAUCCAGAAUUCAACGAGAUCAUGCCCAGCAUAUAUUCUCGCUUUAUGGAAAAGGAAGCUAAACAAUGGCGCCAGAUUUACAAGUCCCUUCAACUUCUAGAGUAUCUCAUUAAAAAUGGCUCUGAACGCGUUGUAGACGACGCAAGAGCACAUAUAUCAACCAUCAAAAUGCUACGCAACUUCCAUUAUAUAGACGACAAAGGGAAAGACCAAGGAAUCAAUGUCCGAAAUCGCUCAAAAGAGAUUGUCGAGCUUUUAUCCGACGUCGAAAACAUCCGUACCGAGCGUCGUAAAGCUAAGGCCAACAGGAGCAAAUAUAUCGGUACCGGGAGUGAUGGAUUAAGUUCCUCUAGUGGAGGAAGUCGGUAUGGUGGAUUUGGGAGCGAUAGCCUUGGGUACAAUGGGGGAGGAAGCUCUAGUUAUAACAGCGGUGACAGAUAUGGUUCUGGAGAACGGAGCUCUGGAUCUUACGGUGGCGGAAGCAGCUCUUUCAGGGAUUCUGGCUCCCGUGGGUUCGAAGAAUACAACGCUGGCGAUGAUGAAGUUGUGGCCACGUCUCCUACAAGGAAUAAUAGCUUGACUGUAUCUUCUCCCUCUUCUGCUCGUUUUGCUCCAGCUCGGAAGUCUGCCGCGCCAGAGCCUGCACCAGCACCAGAAGUCGACCUUCUUGGCGGACUUGACGAUGACACUUUCUCUUCUGGUACUACAUCCAACCCUCCUUUCGGCAUUACCGAAAAGGCUCUACCCGCAGUGGGGGCUGUUCCUGCACAAACUAGUAUUGGUAUCGAUGACGAUGAUUUUGCUGAUUUCCAAGCUGCACCAGUCACUCCUCAUACUACUGUUGCACCGUUUCAAGCCGCGCCUGCCGCUGCACACAAGAUGAAUUUGAUGGAAAUGCUCAACUCAACAUCGGCUACGCCGGCGAGACCCCAAUCGAUGAGCUACGCCCAACCUCAGGCACCACCAAUGCAGACUCAAGGCCUGGUAUAUGGCUCGGGAAUGGGUAUGGGCUCUUCGGGAAUGGGUAUGGCUGGAAUGGCUACAGGAGGAAUGCACCGACCUUCGCCGUCAUUGUCGAACCAAAGCUCCUUUGGUGGUGUACCUACUAUGCGGCCAAUGUCUACUACGUCAGUCUCCAGCUCCGGCUCUACCAUGAAUCGCGCAGCCUCCGUUGCCUCAUCUAAACCUGCAUCGAGCGCCAAUUUUGAUGACCUGUGGUCCAUGUCACUGGGUUCAAAGCCUUCGACGCCAGCGGCAGGUGCCGCAGUUGUAAGCAAGUCGAUUAAGGACAUACAGAAUGAAAAGGCAUCAGCCGGAUUGUGGGGCUCUGGGCCUGCAAAACCUCAACAACCUACCAUGGGGAAUGCCUUUGGAUCUUUCGGCUCUUCCGGAGGAGCUACUAGUUCCAGUGGUGGUGAUGACCUUCUUUUGUAG